AUGGAUAUCUGGAGCCACAUGGAAGAUAGAGUUAAGAAGGUAAACACAUUUGUAUUUGAAUACGUGGCAAAUACGAAUGAUCAAAAUAUUACACAGUUACAAGAACAGGACGAUGUCACAAUCAGAUUAGCCGAUAAGGGUGGAGCGAUUGUCAUUCAAGAUACAGAACAAUAUAACAAAGAAUGCAUAAGACAAUUAUCAGAUACAGCUACAUGCAAAAAAUUAAAAAGUGAUCCCACACUUGAAUAUUAUAAGGAACUUAUAUCAUAUUGCGAUAAGGGACUCAAUGAAGGGAUUUUACUAGACAGUGUACACAAAUACAUAGUGGGGACACCAAAACGUUUACCCAUUUUCUAUUGUAUUCCCAAAAUCCACAAAUAUUAUAGUGAACCCCCAGGACGCCCCAUAAUAUCAGGCAUAGGUUCCAUUUCCUCCAAUUUGUCACAAUACAUAGACCAAUUAUUACAACCGCCAGUUAAACAAAUUCCAUCCUAUAUUAAAGACACGACUGAUAUUAUAUCAACAUUAGAGCCAGUGGAUUUUGGUGACUACUGGAUAUUGGUAACUAUGGAUAUGAACUCCCUCUAUACUAUUAUAGAUCACAAUCAAGGCAUGGGAGCCUUAAAGUUACAAUUACAGACCAUUAGCCAGCUACAGUUAAACCCGAUUGACUUUAUAAUAGAAGGAGUCAAAUACAUUUCGACUCAUAACUAUUUUGAGUAUGAGUCAGAUUUCUAUGUCCAGGAAAGGGGUUCUUUACAAAGUGACACUGAAGAGAGGCUUUUCCAUAAGCUCUUCAUGCACUACAACCAGCAUAUAAGGCCAGUUGAAAAUGUGUCUGAUCCUGUUAUGGUGCACUUUGAAGUGGCAAUAACUCAGCUUGUUAAUGUGGAUGAAGUUAAUCAAAUCCUGGAGACCAACUUGUGGCUUCGGCAUAUCUGGAAUGACUAUAAGCUGAAGUGGAAUCCUGUGGAUUAUGAUGGGAUUGAAUUUAUGCGUGUGCCCGCAGACAAGAUUUGGAAACCUGACAUUGUUUUGUAUAAUAAUGCUGUUGGAGACUUUCAGGUUGAAGGGAAAACAAAGGCUUUACUUAAAUACAAUGGUUUGAUAACUUGGUCUCCACCAGCAAUUUUCAAGAGUUCAUGCCCCAUGGAUAUAACGUUUUUUCCAUUUGACCAUCAGAACUGUUCAAUGAAAUUUGGGUCAUGGUCAUAUGAUAAGGCAAAAAUUGAUCUUUCUAUCAUUGGGUCAAAAGUUGACAUGAAAGAUUUUUGGGAGAACAGUGAAUGGGAAAUAAUAGAUGCUGCUGGGUACAAACAUGAUAUCAAAUAUAACUGUUGUGAAGAGAUCUACACAGAUAUAACAUACUCAUUUUACAUCAGAAGACUCCCUAUGUUCUACACCGUGAACUUAAUUAUGCCAUGCCUCUUUAUUUCAUUUUUAACUGUGUUAGUCUUCUAUCUUCCAUCUGAUUGUGGGGAGAAGGUCACCCUUUGCAUCUCAGUGCUACUUUCCUUGACUGUGUUCCUCCUGGUUAUCACUGAGACAAUACCAUCAACUUCUCUUGUAAUCCCACUUGUUGGGGAGUACCUGUUAUUCACCAUGAUAUUCGUAACCUUAUCUAUUGUGGUAACAGUAUUUGUGCUCAAUAUCCAUUAUCGGACCCCAACAACACACAAAAUGCCCAGGUGGGUAAGAGAUGUAUUUUUAAAAUGUUUACCUAAACUACUUAUGAUGAGAAAGACUAUGGAGAAGAAAGAUCGACCAUGCUCUAAAAGAACAAAGAAGAGAACAUAUGGCAAGACAGCUAAACUUGUAGACUCCCAAUGCAGAGAUUUAGAAGUAUUUGAAGAUGAAACAUGUUAUCAUUGCAUGAAAUCAAAGGAACAAAGUGCCAGGAGCAGGAGAAGACAGCACCAUGAAUCCCGUAAUGUAAUUCAGCAGUCUCCUGCAGAAAUGAGAGAUGUUGUUGAGAGCAUUCAGUUCAUGGCAGAAAACAUCAAAGAUCAUAAUGAGAGAAAAGAGGAAGAAGAUGACUGGAAGUACGUUGCUAUGGUCAUUGACAGAGUCUUUCUCUGGGUGUUCAUAAUCCUGUGUGUUCUAGGGACCACUGGGUUAUUUCUGCAGCCAAUGAUAGAUAGGAAGAAAACAUAG
This is a messenger RNA of Bufo gargarizans (Asiatic toad), 2154 nucleotides long. RefSeq names its product neuronal acetylcholine receptor subunit alpha-6-like. Gene Ontology annotation, cellular component: postsynaptic membrane; neuron projection; synapse. The record is from RefSeq and is a predicted model, not a curated record. Gene Ontology annotation, biological process: nervous system process; chemical synaptic transmission; monoatomic ion transmembrane transport. The transcript is spliced from 7 exons. Lineage: Eukaryota; Metazoa; Chordata; Amphibia; Anura; Bufonidae. Bases 1 to 2154 code for a protein of 717 amino acids. Gene Ontology annotation, molecular function: acetylcholine-gated monoatomic cation-selective channel activity; transmembrane signaling receptor activity.